Callorhinchus milii (elephant shark) is the source of this 5314-nucleotide messenger RNA. RefSeq names its product asteroid homolog 1. NCBI's taxonomy places the organism in Eukaryota, Metazoa, Chordata, Chondrichthyes, Chimaeriformes, Callorhinchidae. The record is from RefSeq and is a predicted model, not a curated record. The coding region runs from base 541 to 2568 and encodes 675 amino acids. The transcript is spliced from 5 exons.
UGAAGGAGUUAGAGAUGCCCUUCCGACAUGAAACGUUCCAUAUCAAAUGUAAGGAUUAUUAUACAAUGUAGUAUUUGUAAAUGCUUUUUGCGCUGUUGAUUAUGUUUUGUGUCGGAACUUUGUCAUUUGCAGACUUGGUCCCGCUCGGACAUCCUAGGAUAUGCACUGCAAAAGUUCAAUCUCUCUUUACAGCCUUUAGUAUCCCGGUAAUGGUUCCGCAUUUAGUUUGAAAGCAGCAAAGUUCACAAUUGGCUUUAUUCAGUUUUACCUUUUGUUUAUUUCUUCUCAUAAUAAGGGCCGGAGAGUCCACACGUUUUGAGAGAAAGGAGGAAUAAUUAUAGCUAGUUAAUAAAUAUAAAUAAAAAUGUAUUUUAUUUUCAUUUGGGGGGGGGCGGAAGGAAAGAAGUUGCACAUAUUUCCCUUCAAAAGCAACUUAAAACGAAGAGGCGGAUGAAGACAGAGAAAAAAAACCUGAAGAAAAUUGCAACUUCAGCUCUGUCUGCCUGAUUCUAAAAAGGUUGAAGCUUUCAAUUCAUCAUCAUGGGUGUUCAUGGAUUGACGGGCUACAUUGAUGAAAAUCAUCAGUUCUUUAAUAAAGUCAAGUUGCAAAAUACCAAAAUUAUCAUUGAUGGCAAUAACUUGUUUCAUCGCCUUUACUUUGACUCUGCCCUGGAUUUUAAAUAUGGUGGUGAUUAUGAUUUAUUUACCAAUGCCAUACACACGUUCUUUGAAGCACUUUCUCAAUGUCAUAUUUGUCCUUAUGUGGUCUUGGAUGGUGGAAGAGAUAGCACAGAUAAAAAGAUCGAAACGAUCAAAGAACGUGCCAAAAACAAAAUCCGAAUUGCCCAUGCUCUUUCAAGAGGGGAUGGAGGAACAUUGUUGCCAAUACUUGCUGGACAACUGUUCAAACAAGUUUUAUUUCAAAUGCAAGUUCCUUUCGUCCAGUGUCACUCAGAAGCAGACCGAGAAAUAGCUACUCUGGCUAAUCAAUGGGCUUGCCCUGUUCUAUCACAGGACAGUGACUUUUGUAUCUUUAACUUGAAAGCUGGUUAUUAUCCUCUAAAGAACUUCAAAUGGAAGAACACUAGUGUUUCUAAAGACAGUUCAGGCCUCUAUAUUCCAGCCCUGUGUUUCUCCAUUGAAAAGUUCUGUACCUAUUUUAGCAAUAUGAAUAGAGACCUUCUCCCCCUCAUUGGAGUAUUAAUCGGCAAUGAUUAUGUGAAUCUGGCUUUGGAUACUUUUUUCAGUAAGGAGUGUUUUCCUAUUGGGCGCUCUGCUUCAAGUGGAAGAAAACACAUCCGCAUCCAUGGACUCCUAAAAUGGCUCUCAGGAUUUGCAGAGCCAAAGGCUGUAAUUGAAAUCAUUCUGAAGUAUUUCAACGAAAAGGAUCAGGAGGAACUUCGAAAAUGUCUCCCUGUUCUUAUGGAGGACUACACUGAGUCAGAAGUAGAUCUUGCGGUAUUCUUUCAGAGUGGUAAAAUGGGGUUCUCCCAUGUUCCAGCUGCGUUGGCCAGCAAAGUUCCAGAGUGGCUGAUAGUUACUCUGAUGAAUGGCAACAUGGCCCCAUUUAUUAGUGACUGCUUAGUCAUGCGAGGUGUUUUUCUGCCUUCUCAAGUGGAGAACACGCGCAGGCCAAGUAGUCAUAAUUGUUCAUUGCAUAUUCGCAAUGUUAUGUAUGGACUGUUGUUAAAUAGCAAUGAGAUUUCUCCAGAUUCUACAUUUAAUUUCUCUAGUGCAGAGUCAGGGAAGACAAACUCAGUUGCUGAAAAACAGUGUAAAAUGUUUUAUGUGGAGGAAUUUGAUAGGCAUGAACAAUCCCUGAAAAAAAACACCAUUCAAGCAAAACCUGGAAGAUAUUCACUGAACCAACUACCGGAGAUUUCUGCAUCUGUCAAAGCCAGCUAUCUCUUGGAGGCUCUUGAAGUGAAACCUGAUGUCCUGCCCUUACCAGCUCAUUUGCAAUUACCUGUUAUCAUAACCUGCUAUUGGAUGACGCAUGCUGAACCCAGAGUAACAUUAUUUCACCUCCAGGCUCUGCUGCUUUGCUUUAUGACUGGAGAAUUGCAUAAAAUGAUAUGUGAAGCAGAUAGCAGCGGCACUUUGGAAUGUGGUGUUCAGAUGGUGUAUGACAGAUUGUCUCAUCUGAAACCAAGGACACGAAACCUGGAUGUAGACGUGGCCCAUAUCUUUUGUCAGUGGCAGAGUUGUCUUCUAAUGGGGAUCUACCUGAACCAGCUGCUAGGCUGCCCUUUUCCAGAACCAGAUCUUACACGACUAUACAGUGGGACCCGGGUUCAUUUCACAUACUAUGAGCUGAAAUUAGUUUCUGCUGAUCAUCUGUUGAAAGAAUCUCCAACUGCACAUCAGAUUUACCACUCGCUUCUCUGCACAGUAACUGCCACUGUACCUGGAGGAUUCUUUCAAAAGAAAAGAAAAUCUAAGAAAUCAAAGGGAAAACAAGCAACUGCUUUAGCUGUAUCUCUAUUAGGUAAGAAUAGUGUGGAAGACUCUGAUUGGCAUGAUGCAAAUAACCGAUUUGCAGCCUUGAACACUGAGGAUUUGAACUAAAUUUACAAAUGAAUUGAGCUAGAUUGCUUUAUAGCACAGCAUCACCUGGAGCUCUACAAUCUCCUGCGACCCUACUUCCCUGGUCAAUCCCUCCGCUCGGCAAACAAUGUCCGUCCAAUUGUCUCCCCUCCCCCCCCCUCCCCCCCAUGUGAACUCCAUCCCCCACCUUGCCCCCUCUUUCGCAGCUUCAAACCUCACCCUUAAGAAACAUCUUCUUGACCCUCUCACCCGACCCAAAUGGAACUCUUGUUAGUUUGAAUAAUUGCUUUUGAGAUUUCUUCUCGGCUUGAAAGGCAAGAUAUAAAUGUACAUUUUUGUUAUAGCGGCAAAUCCAAAUGCAGAUUGUUGGGUAGAUUUUUUAAAUAGUUGUUUUUAAAAUUCUUAUAUUUUGAGGGAAAACAAGAUUUAUGUGAUUUUACGAUACAUAAAGAAUUACAUAUAAAGCUGCUCAGGAAUUGAUCUGGCCCACAGAUCCUUUUCCUACCUGCCCGCAUUCCCCCAUGCACAACAGAUUCUCUAGUUUUCUCUCGAUUUGCCGACACAGUUGCAACUGUGCUUUUCGGUAGUCCAAGUUCUUUGCAGAUCACUGCCUGAGAUUUGUUUUUCUCCUCUAAAUCUUUUAACAAUUUGCAGCUUCACUUGCAGUGACAACCUCCCUCUUACUCGCUGUCACCAUUUUGGCUUGAUUGCAGAUUGCAAUACAGUCAUGGGGGAAAAACAUUUGUGUGUACUAGUUUGUUGAUUCGGUUUAAUGGAUUGUUAUAUCAGGAGCUGUGUUGCUUCAGUGAUCGCUGUAUCGGUACACGGUACUCUUGUGCUCUAGGGGAGAAUAACACCUCCAUUUUGUCGAAGAUACGUGGCCGGUCAGAGCGACCUGACAAACCACACUCAACACUUAGCUUUCUAUAAAAUCUUUUGUGUUUAUUCAUUUUGUACAAUUAAAUAUAAACUUAUGCCUGCUUUUGGAACAAUCACUACAAAUAUAACAAACUCUAUAACUACAAUCUAAACUAAAAUACGUAACCAUUGAGCCUCAACACUUGGGACCCCAGUAACAAAUAAAAAGACUUUACUUGAUUUUAAAACUUGUGUCAGGCCCUGAGGGUCGGAGUUUUCAGAGUUGUUAGUAGUGUUAGCCAAACUCCGAUGCUCAAACACUCCCUCCCACUCUAUAGCCCCCCCACCCACCUUUUAUACCGCUCAUCUCCCCCCAAUCAGCCCCGAGCACCCGUGAAUCCCCCCUCUAAGAACCCAAAUAGUCAACCUAUUAGCCUUUUACUACUUCAUAGGGGUAAAAAUCAAUAGGAAAAACUGGGUCUCAAUGUUGAGUUUAUUUGACAAAUCAGAGGGAUCAUAACAACCAGAGAUGGGUAUACCAAAGUCACCUUAAUGGUCUGGACUGAUUAACAUUUGAAGUCACCAAGUGGCUAUAAGUAACUAGAAUAGUGCAGCUUAUGUAAUUGAAAUAAUUGCAGGCUUUUUAUUUUACCAAAUUAAAGUAGCUGUUUACCUCGCAUCUAAUUACAGUCUUAAGAAUUCCAGGCUGAGAAAAGCUAGAUGAAAAUACAGCUUCAGAAAACAUUUUCAGCUCUUGGUCUCAAAUACCCAUUGCCUUUUCCCCAACAAGUAGUUUUGCUGCUUUCAGUCAUAGGAAAUUUGUCCAAUUGCCACAAAUUCUAAUACACACUCCUUUCAAAAUUAUGGCCUGUAAAAUGUUGUGGAUUUUAAAAUCAGGAAUUUCAUGAUGUAUUUUGUGUCUGAUUUUGUUCACUGAAAUAACNAAAAAAGUCAAUCAGGGAUGUAGUUAAUUUUUAGUCUUGAGUUUAGAAAUUGUGGGGAGUUUAUCAUUGAAUCACGACGUCCAGCUACCAGUUUGUUAAAACAAUGGCAGUGCUCCCAUUCAGCAAUCAGUGGUUUGGGAUUCAAUUGUCAUCCUUCCGACAAUACCACCUGAAGCUAUGCAAGGUAAUGAAAACCAAACAGAAAUAGAACGGUAAACAAGAGUCUCGGAAUUUUUAUAUACAUGAGACUUCACUGAUUUGUUUUUAAAAAGCCUGGAGGGAGAAAAUUCAAUCUGCAAUUUGCACACCUCUCUUAGAUCAGGUUUUAAUUCUCCCUAAUUUCAAGCUUGUUAUACAUCCUAAAGUCAAUAAAAGGAAGCAGUUAUUCAAUUUUGUCUCUAUUCUGAGUUCUGGUUAGAAGAAAUCUAACUAGUUUAACACAAGUAUCACAUUAUUGCAUGUCCAGAUGUAUUUACUACUGUUCAUAUCACAAUGAUGUUAAGAUGUUCACAUAUUUACACAACUGUUUGAAUUUUUGGGGAGGAUUCAAUCAGUAGAGCCUUGGAGAUGUGACAGAAAAUUAGGUAGCUUUGCUCCUGUUUUUUGUGCCAGCAGAGAGCUCAAACUUUCGAAUGGCAGUUCACACAUAUAAAUAUCUUAGCAUUCAAAACAAAUUGCUAUGUCAACUCACUUCAUCUCUGGAGUUUUUGAUUAUUGACUUGUUUUGAGUUAAUGUUCCACAUUGGCCCAUUUUGUAUUCCAUUAUUACCUACUGUAAACUAAUCCAGCAAAAAUAUCAUCAUAAGUUGAUCUCCAAUGUGGUAUUGCAUAAUCGUUGAAAAUGUUUGAAUUUAAUUGAAGGAAUGUUGUAAUUAAUACUGUUUGAGGAAAAAUGUAACUGAAUUUGAUACAUGAUAAAUUAGUAAAAUUAUUGCAUUUUCAAAAUAAAGAUUUUUGUAAUGUAA